GGUGGUUAGUUUACUGUACGUCCAGGAAACAGCACGAGAUCCUCCGCAGAGAAGCGCGCAUUUUUUGCCGGCAGAUAUUCGCUUUAAGGGGCUCCGUCAGCGGGAGAAUUGUCCGCCAUGCCGUCCAUGUUGGGGGUCGUCGCCAAACAGCUCAAGAGCCAUCCAGCUCUGAUCCCCCUCUUCAUCUUCAUCGGUGGUGGGGCAACCAUGAGCAUGAUGUACCUGGCUCGGCUGGCUCUGAAAAACCCAGACGUCUCAUGGGAUCGUAAGAACAACCCCGAGCCCUGGAACAACCUGCAGCCGGACCAUCAGUACAAACUUUUCACAGUUAACAUGGACUACUCCAAGAUGAAGAAGGACAGGCCUGAUUUCUAAGCCGAGAUGUCUUCGCACCUCUAUCUCCGACAUUAUUGUCAGUGUGAUGAGCCUUUGCACUUUUUUCCACAUACAACACAAACCUGAAGCGAGGGUUGUGCUGCACUCAUUCAGUUGGUUAAUUUCCAGUGUGAAGGGGAUCAUCCACUUAUCAAUGACUGUAUGAAUAAAACAGACAACCACCUGUUUUACUAAAUGAUGAAUUUAUUUUUGUUGUAAAUUAUUAAAAUCAUUUAAAUCACA
Molecule: messenger RNA, 618 nt
Organism: Dicentrarchus labrax (European seabass)
Lineage: Eukaryota; Metazoa; Chordata; Actinopteri; Moronidae
Product: cytochrome c oxidase subunit NDUFA4
Exons: 4
Coding region: 118-375 (85 amino acids)
Source: RefSeq, a predicted model, not a curated record